AGCUCCAGUUGUAGCGGCAAUGAAAGGAGAGCGUGCUACUUCCAAGUUGAGCAAGUUAUUGUAAAGGGACAAUUAACUGCAGUAUACGGUAUUCUAAGUACUGAUAUCACCAUCCGAAGUGAUUUUUAAGCAUCCACCGGGAAGAUGUCUUUGGUUUGUGCAAUCUCCAACGAGGUACCAGAACACCCGUGUGUCUCUCCGGUGUCAAACCAGGUGUUUGAGCGCCGGCUGAUCGAGAAGUAUAUUGCAGAGAAUGGGACGGACCCGAUGAAUGGGCAACCCCUGUCUGAGGAGCAACUUGUAGAUAUCAAAGUUUCCCACCCUAUUAGACCAAAGGCACCUUCGGCUACAAGCAUUCCUGCCAUACUAAAGUCCCUCCAAGAUGAGUGGGAUGCUGUAAUGCUUCACAGCUUCACCCUGAGACAGCAGCUGCAGACCACUCGCCAAGAACUCUCACACGCACUCUACCAACAUGAUGCUGCAUGCAGAGUCAUCGCUCGACUCACCAAAGAGGUCACUGCGGCCAGAGAAGCCCUCGCCACACUCAAACCUCAGGCUGGGUUGAUUGCACCCCAGGCUGCCCCUGCCUCUCAGCCGGCCGCAGUGGGUGCCGCUGGGGAGGCUAUGGAGAUUAGUGAACAAGUGGGCAUGACUCCAGAGAUCAUCCAGAAACUUCAAGACAAAGCCACAAUUCUCACCACAGAGAGAAAGAAGAGAGGAAAAACUGUUCCAGAGGAGCUGGUUAGAGCUGAGGAUCUUGGCAAGUACCGCCAAGUGGCCUCUCAUGCUGGUCUUCAUAGUGCCAGCGUGCCAGGUAUCCUUGCUCUGGAUCUGUGUCCCUCAGACACUAACAAAGUGCUCACAGGUGGUGCUGAUAAGAACGUGGUUGUAUUCGACAAGAACGAGGAGCAGAUUGUUGCAACACUGAAGGGUCACACCAAGAAGGUCACCUCCGUCAUCUACCAUCCAUCCCAGUCUGUGGUUUUCUCUGCUUCUCCUGACACCACCAUCCGUGUGUGGUCAGUCACCGGGGGCAACUGUGUCCAGGUGGUGCGUGCCCAUGAGGCAGGCGUCACUGGACUCUCCCUACAUGCCACUGGGGACUACCUUCUCAGCUCCUCUGAGGAUCAGUACUGGGCCUUCUCUGACAUCCAGACUGGCAGAGUCCUCACUAAAGUCACUGAUGAAAGUGCAGGCUGUGCCCUCACCUGUGCUCAGUUUCACCCUGAUGGUCUCAUCUUUGGUACUGGAACUGCUGACUCCCAGAUCAAGAUCUGGGACCUGAAGGAGCGCACCAAUGUGGCCAACUUCCCAGGCCACUCCGGGCCUGUCACCUCCAUCGCUUUCUCUGAGAAUGGAUACUAUCUGGCUACAGGUGCACAGGAUAGUUCUCUGAAACUUUGGGAUCUGCGGAAACUGAAGAACUUCAAAACAAUCACACUCGACAACAACUAUGAGGUGAAGUCCCUCGUGUUUGACCAGAGUGGAACCUACCUGGCUGUCGGAGGGUCCGACAUCCGCGUCUACAUCUGCAAACAGUGGUCUGAGGUCCUCAAUUUCACAGACCACACAGGUUUGGUGACCGGAGUGUCCUUUGGUGAGAACGCUCGCUUCCUGACCUCUGCUGGAAUGGACCGAAGUCUGAAGUUUUACAGCUUGUAGAAAAGCAUCAUUUGAUAACAACACAAGGAAGGUGGUAGACCAGCCAGAGGUUGCGGAUACAAAUUUGGCAUAGUCGUAUAAUUUUUAGGUAAAGGAAAAUCACUGCUAACUGUACUUCUUUAGUGUGUUAGUCCUCAUGUGCAUGCAUGAAUGCCAUCAACUAUCUAUUUGAAAUCUCAGCAGCUUAAUUCAUUUUUUUUAAGUGUCAGUUUAAAUAAUGUGAUAUCACACACACACACACACACACACACAAAAGCAGCUUCAUGUGUUUUAUUUUUCUAGCAUCCCUGAUUAUGCAGUUGUAUUUUCUAAUUGUUUGUGUGUUUCAGUGACAGUUACUGCUAUAAAAUAAAAUCCUUUGCUCUUAAUUUAGAGCCGUUUAUAUGGUUAGAUGAGAGUUUAUCUGUAGUAACACAAUACAGAAGCCAGAGAUCAAACAGGUGUAUGUAAUGGUCUCUCCUCCCAUUUCAUUUCCUUUAUCCAUCCUUGCAUUGGGAAUUUUGUUCAUUUUUGUUGAUUGACAUCAAACCAAUUGUGUAUUUCUCACAAUGUGCUAUUUUACCUGUUGAAACUGCUUUUACAAUAAAAUAUCUUUUGUAUGCCAU
Dunckerocampus dactyliophorus (ringed pipefish) is the source of this 2267-nucleotide messenger RNA. It is a transcript of the gene prpf19, whose product is annotated as pre-mRNA processing factor 19. Lineage: Eukaryota; Metazoa; Chordata; Actinopteri; Syngnathiformes; Syngnathidae. Bases 145 to 1662 code for a protein of 505 amino acids. Gene Ontology annotation, biological process: DNA repair; mRNA splicing, via spliceosome; protein ubiquitination. The record is from RefSeq and is a predicted model, not a curated record. Gene Ontology annotation, cellular component: U2-type catalytic step 1 spliceosome; cytoplasm; Prp19 complex. The transcript is spliced from 16 exons. Gene Ontology annotation, molecular function: protein binding; ubiquitin protein ligase activity.